AUGGCCUCUGUCACUGAAACGCCAAUUUCCUUCCCAAACGCCAACUGCUCCACCUCUGUAACGUCUCUGUUGUCCUGCAGCCAUCCGUCGUACGUCGCUGCUGGCGUGAUUGCUGUGCUCAGCUGCCUCCUGGGGAUCCCGACUAACGUCCUCAUGAUCGUAAAACUCAGCAGCCAUCUGCGAGGCUCCUCCAUGACGAAGCGCCUCAUCUUCAACCUGGCUCUGUCGGACCUCCUCUCGCUGUUCUGCUUGGUGAUCGCCGGGGCCAUUUUUGCCACCGGACCCCGUUUGACGCAUGGGUUGUGUCAACUUUUCUUUUUCGUCGUCUUAUUCUGCAUAACCUCCAGCUCCAACAUCCUGCUGCUGAUAAGCGUUCAACGUUACUACCAGAUUCUUCACCAUGCCAAGUGGGAAAAAGUGACCCGAGCAUGGCAGCGGGUUUUACUCUCCGGUGUGUGGGUACUCGGGGCCCUGCUGCCUCUCCCGCUUGUGCUUUCGCUGACGGAGAAGACAAGCGGAGACGCCGCGUCCGACGAGACGUCCUGUAGGACCAAAAUGAUGAAACCGCAAGCCGAGGCGGUCCACGUCGCCAUAGUGAUGUUGGCUCAACUUGUGGUGUUGGUGUUUUACGUAAAGCUUGUGAGAGGCGUCAGGAAGGUUCAGAUGUCUGACAAGAAAAAGCAAAAGAUCAAUAGACUGUUCACUCGGAUCCUCGCGGUCUCUCUUAUAGACUUUCUGCCUUUGUUUGCUCGCAUUGUGGCCAUUGCCGCCCAUUUUACGCGCUCACAAACGUUGUCCGACGUUAGCAGGAAUUUGACGUCCAUCGAGUAUUUGUACUUUUUAAACCACUGCCUGAACCCCCUGCUGUAUUUCUUUGCUUCUCGGCAUCAGCUAAGAGACAGAGAGAAGAAAAGAAAGCUCUUUCUCAUGGCUCUUAAUGACAGUUCUUAGCAAGAUCCUUGGAUGUCUGUGCUGUGCUAUUGAACCUUUUCACAUUUUUUAUUUAUAAUGAGGUAUUAACACGGUCACAAAAAUAUCCCAUGCGAACAACGACUUUGGUGUGGAUUUAUCGACCACUUCUCUUUCUGUAAAGACACGUUUUGCUUUUAAAAUGUUUGAAGGCUG
Xiphophorus hellerii (green swordtail) is the source of this 1125-nucleotide messenger RNA. RefSeq names its product C-X-C chemokine receptor type 5-like. Gene Ontology annotation, biological process: calcium-mediated signaling; positive regulation of cytosolic calcium ion concentration; immune response. Gene Ontology annotation, molecular function: C-C chemokine receptor activity; C-C chemokine binding. Gene Ontology annotation, cellular component: external side of plasma membrane; membrane. Bases 1 to 951 code for a protein of 316 amino acids. NCBI's taxonomy places the organism in Eukaryota, Metazoa, Chordata, Actinopteri, Cyprinodontiformes, Poeciliidae. The record is from RefSeq and is a predicted model, not a curated record. The transcript has 2 exons.